GGGGUAUAUAUCCUGAAUGUUCCUAGAGAUGUACCUAUCCACAGAAGCCAAGAAAAGAUUACGCGGUGAACUAAACGAGGAUAUGAAAUGGAAUUUCUUCACGGCUCAGGAUAGCCCCACGGCUGUUUAGGAUAUCAAUUGGCUUUCCAAGACUUGUAUUGAAUGGACGCGCAACCUUGUGGCCCAGCAGCGUUGUGGCCCAGCUCAUGGUAGUGUGGACUGAAGGUAGGUGAAAACUACUUGUUCUGGCUACAAUUGUUUCGUAGCAGCCCGUGAAAUCAUGUGCUGUGUGCGAGAUUUUGUUAUCUGUACAAUAGGGAGGAAGGUGGAGAUCCUACAACCAUAACAAGGAUCACAUCCGACCUACGCCGAGAAUCUAAAAAAUGGAGGUCUUGGCAAGGAGCCGGAGGCCGUCGGUACCAGGCAUGCUCCGCUUCCGUGGACAUCCUGAUUUAUGGAGUACGGCUUCUUGGUGAUCGAGAAGUUCCGCAGAGGAUGGAAGAUGCGUUGUCCCCGGCUGGAGUGGAGGAGUGUAUCUCCUCGAGAAGUAUAAAGGUCCCUCGGUCUUUGACACUCAUCAAGCCAUUCACGCCCUUGGCCAUACGUCGACUGUCAUUGGAAAUCAAGCAUGUUCGUUUCAAAGCUUAUUUUUGCUGCUCUAGCAGCGACAACUGCAAUUGCUCAUCCUGGCCCUGAUCAUGCCGUGCCUCAUGCAGAGAUUCAGCGGCGUAGUGGACUAGCCAAGGAAUGUGCCAACCACGCUGCGGAUUUCAAUCGACGCCGCAUGGCGAAGAGAGCAAUGCAGAAACGCUGGGAAGGGUCCGGCCACAACACGACUUUCGAGAUUACCACAGACGCCCCUUACUAUGACACCAUGCAAAACGAUACUUGUGUCCUCAGUCCCGAGGUAACCCAGGGUCCCUACGUCUGGCCGCGCUCUCAGACUCUGCGUCAGGAUAUGACGGAGGAUCAAGCAGGUGUGCCUUUGUGGCUUGAUGUGGGAGUCCUCGAUAUGGCGACCUGCGAGCCCUUACCGAAUGUUCUCCUCGACUUCUGGCAUUGCAAUGCAACUGGCUCUUACUCCUCCUUUACUCACCUUUCGCCCAAUACCGAGUUUGAAAAGCUUCUGGUUGAGCUGAACAUCACCGAUUUCGAGAUUGGUGUUACCGAUCUCCAUACGGAUGAUACUACCUUCUUGCGGGGAAUGUGGCCCACUGACGAGAAUGGAGUCAUGGAGAUUAAGACGAUAUUCCCAGGAUUCUACGUCCAACGGGCUAUUCAUAUACAUGUUCAGGCGCACACUGACUGGAGUGUCCGAGGAAACGGCACAAUUGUUUCCGGCAAUACUGUAAGCACCGGACAGCUCUAUUUCGAUGAAGCGCUUUCGCAGAAGAUUAUGAGCUUGGAGCCUUACGCCUCACACACACAAAUCAAUCGCACCACCAACGCACAAGACACUAUAUUCCCUGAAGGUACUGACGGAGGAUUUAAUCCCGUUGUAUCCGUCGUCCCAGCGGAUGGUGAGGAUAUCAGCAAGGGAAUGAUUGGAUACAUUACUAUCGGUGUAGAUACGGCAGCGAUUGAGACGGUUAAGAAAUAGUGGUCUAUAUUAGAUCAGGUCUUCAGAGUUUGAUGUGCAAGGGUUACU
Messenger RNA from Aspergillus caelatus, 1648 nucleotides. RefSeq names its product intradiol ring-cleavage dioxygenase. The record is from RefSeq and is a predicted model, not a curated record. NCBI's taxonomy places the organism in Eukaryota, Fungi, Ascomycota, Eurotiomycetes, Eurotiales, Aspergillaceae. The transcript is spliced from 2 exons. Gene Ontology annotation, molecular function: ferric iron binding; oxidoreductase activity, acting on single donors with incorporation of molecular oxygen, incorporation of two atoms of oxygen. Bases 629 to 1600 code for a protein of 323 amino acids.